This is a messenger RNA of Arabidopsis thaliana (thale cress), 2552 nucleotides long. RefSeq names its product IQ-domain 29 (gene IQD29). Lineage: Eukaryota; Viridiplantae; Streptophyta; Magnoliopsida; Brassicales; Brassicaceae. Bases 630 to 2423 code for a protein of 597 amino acids. The transcript has 7 exons. Gene Ontology annotation, cellular component: cytoskeleton; nucleus; nuclear envelope. The record is from RefSeq and is marked reviewed.
UUUAUCUCUCUCUCACAUUACAAACGGUGAGUGUAAUUUCUCACUGUAACCACUUUUUGGUUUUUUAGGUCACUGCUCCGACGAAGACCCUUCUAACAAGACAACAUUUUGAAGAACAUAACAGUAACGAUUCGCUACAUUGUGAGCUCUAUUUCAGAUUCUACAUUUUAAAUUCUUGUUUUGUACACUUUUUAGGAAAAAAAAACUCACAACAAAAAAAUGUUUCCGCUUUUGAUUUCUUCUACUCAGAUCUGAGUAUUCACUGUUACUCCAUCUUCUUCUUCGCUUUGAUUUUGGUUACAAAGUAUCUCUCUUUUCGAUUUUGUAUCUCUAUUUUGUUCGGGGAACGAAACGGUUUUUGUGUGUUUUCUGGUAUUUGUUCAUAUGAAAUUUAGGUUUUUUCCCGCUAAAUCGACAUGGGUUUUGGUUUGUAAUCUUCAAAAUCUCUGCUUUUGUUCACUUUAGUUGAUGGGUUCUUUGGCUUUCGUUACUUUUGAUUUUCGGCUCUCUCUUUUGAUUCAUGCCACUUUUGCUUUAAUCACUGCACCGUCGAUGUCUGUGUUCGUCUUGUUUGUAACUGUUAGGUUUCUAUUUUUGUAGCAAGUUUCUAAUUGUAGCCAUUAGAAAAGAUGGGAAAGACUCCAAGUCCUGGUAAAUGGAUCAAGUCUCUUCUUGGAAAGAAGUCAUCGAAAUCGAGUUUGGAGAAAGGAGGCGAAAAAUUGAGAUCUGCAAAGAAAGAAGAGCUUGUGGUGAAGGUGAAGGAUAAUAAUGUCUCAAAGUUACCUACCGAACCACCUGUAGUUUCAUCACAAGAAGUUGCAGCUACUCAAACUGUGGUCGUUCCUGAUGUUGUAAUUGCUGAGAAGCAACUAAGUGGAGACAUUGAAGGCGAUGAGUCAUCGAAUGUGAAUCUUGAGUCAGGGAAUGACUCUGAAGAAGUCAAGCUUGAAGAAGCUGCUACAAAGGUUCAAGCUGCUUUGAGAGCUCAGCAGGCCCGUGAAGAAUCUCAGAACCUCAAAGGUAUCACAAGGGUGCAAGCAGUUAUCCGUGGUCACUUGGUCAGAAGACAAGCUGUUGCUACUUACUCGUGCAUUUGGGGAAUUGUGAAAGUACAAGCACUUGUUCGCGGGAAGAAAGCUAGAUCUUCAGAAACCGUGGCUCAACUUCAGAAAACAAAUACGGAAACCGAGACUUCUGAAACUUUGCAAGGAAGCACAUACAGUUGGAUGGAGAACCCUACAAAGCUCUCAAUGAUUGAUAAGCUUUUGGUUUCGUCACCAACAACAUUGCCUCUGAAGAUCCAGUAUAGUCCUGAAGAUCCUAACUCAGCCAAGGUGUGGCUUGGACGCUGGACGCAGUUGCAGGUUUGGGCUCCUGGUCCAUUGGUGGUUAAGAAUCUGGUACCAAAAUCUCAGACAAAGAAGCGAAGUUUUCAAGCAGUCGAAGCGGAAAAGGGAAAACUUAAGAGAGGUGUCAGGAAACCAACCGGUGUUUCAACUACUGCAAACAGCUCUACUAGCCGUUCAACAGCUGACAACGAAAAGCCUAAGCGAACUGUGAGGAAGGCCUCCACACUUGGUAAAGAACUUUCGAAAAUCGAGAACGACAAGUCUAAGCAGAGUUCAAGAAAAAGUACUAGCGCCAUAAAGGAAGGGUCUUCAGUGGAGGUUAAAGAUGAGAAGCCUAGGAUUAGUCAUAAAAAGGCUUCACUUUCUAAUGGGAUAGGGAAAGCUACCCGCAAAUCAGCUGAGAAGAAGAAAGAGAUUGCAGAUGCAGUGCAGAAAGAAUUGCCUAUUGAAGAGGUUUCAGUUUCUUUAGUUGAUGCUCCUGAAGAUGAAAAGAUGAAUCUUAUCCCUGUAACAAUUUCGAAAGAGUCUGAUCUCGAUAAAGAUGAGAAGUCACUGGUCCUGGAUAAGCCGGAGCAAGAUGAACUCAGGACUGCCGAGAGAGAUGAUAAAGCUGAAGAGGAACUCAAGACUGCAGAGAGAGAUGAUAGUGCUGAAGAGAAAAUCCAGGAGCCAGACGCGCAGAUAAGCUCUGAGAAUGGAAAUGUUGCUUCUGAGAACACAAAGCCAAGCGAUAGACGAGCUUCAUUACCUGCAAAGAUUGAAAAUCAUCAUCAAGACGAUGGGCUUACACAGAGUGGGAGAAAAAUCCCAAGCUAUAUGGCUCCAACUGCAUCUGCAAAGGCAAGAAUAAGAGGACAAGGGUCUCCGAGGAUAGCUCAAGAGAAGCCUGAGAAAAAUGGGACAACACGGCGCCACUCUCUUCCUCCUGCAGCCAAUGGUAAGCUGAGUACAAUGUCUCCAAGAGCUCACAGACUUCUCAUAGCUUCAGCCAAAGGAUCAAUGAACAGUGACAGAUCUUUUUCAUCUUCCAAGGACAUUGGUGACAAGUCGACGAAAGCUGAGUGGAAACGGUGAGUCAACGAAAGCUGAGUGAACAAAAGAGAAAUCAAUCCAUAGAGGCAUCGUCAUCAUCUUACAGUGUUGAACAAAGCUCUGAAACCUUUUGGAUCACUUUUAACUGUUUUUUUUUUUUUUUGUUUUUUU